Molecule: messenger RNA, 1191 nt
Organism: Tripterygium wilfordii
Lineage: Eukaryota; Viridiplantae; Streptophyta; Magnoliopsida; Celastrales; Celastraceae
Exons: 2
Coding region: 164-934 (256 amino acids)
Cellular component (GO): chloroplast thylakoid membrane
Source: RefSeq, a predicted model, not a curated record
ACGCGCCCGUGAAAGACAGUGGGGGUGGCAAAUGGCAAUACCUCAUCUCUUCCGUUCAUGCCACCGACCUUGAAAUCACACCUACAGAGGGGGAAAAAAGAACAAACUGGGAGAAACUCUCUCGCCUCACCAUCUAUGGUUGGGCCUUAAACGACAACCAAAGAUGGCCGUUUCCCUGAAUUCAGUUGUUGGUUUCAACUCAAAGUUGCAAUCUAGGCACCAGAAUACAUCGAGGUCUUAUGUGGGAUUUUUGGCACCAAAGGCAGCUCAAUUUACAUCUCCCUUCGUAAUGUUUGGUUCAAGGAAUUUUAUGAAGGAAAAUAAGUGGGGAUUUUGCCUCUCAGUUGCAAAUAGUGAUCAGCUUGCAUCAGACAUGAGUGAUAAGGGUAGUGGAAAUUCUGGAACAUCACUAUCUGAUAAUCAGUUUUCAGCACCAAAUUCCCCCUCACCGGAUUCUCCAGGAGGAAUUAAUGAGUUUCAAAAUACAGAAGACGAUGAAUCAAGGUCUCAAGUAUCUGGGAAUUCUAAUGGUUCAGUGCUUUCUUCACCUAUUAAGCAGGAGACACCAUCGUCUCCCAACAUGCGAUCCACACCAAAAAGAGCGUCUCUAACAGCAAGAGAGAGGCUAAAAGCAGCCCGUGUUCUUAAUCGUUAUACAGAUUUUAAGUCAUCAAAACCAGAAAUGGGUAGGAAAUUAUUGGAUGCUCUGAAAGAAAGUGAUAAGGGAAAGAAAAGAUCUCGCCUUCCUGAGGCCCCUACAAACUUGUUUGAUGACAGAGACCGGGGCAUGCCUAAGCAGGGUCUUACUUUUCAGUUUCCUGGGGGCGCUGAUCUCUUCUUCAUAGCCUUUUCUUUUGUCUUUAUCAGCACUGUAAUGUUUGCUACAACUUACAUCGUCUGGAAGGUCGGUGCUAUCCAUUUUAACGAGUACUAGUGUGGUGCUCAUACCUCAUGGAAAGUCAUAGACCAUUUUGAUUCACUUUAGACUCUCUUCUUUGCAUGUCUAGGAUUUUAAGCUCUUGUACACCAUAUAUAUUGAUGAUUGCAGAAAUUUUUUUCGACAAUUAUGCGCAAAGCAACUGAUACAACUUGUGGUGGUCAUGUAAAUCACAUCAUUUUCAUUUCUUUGUUAAUUAUGUGAUAAACUUACGACUAUAAUGUGAAUUGGGAUAUACUGAUCUUCCGCAGGAA